Messenger RNA from Tachysurus fulvidraco (yellow catfish), 1034 nucleotides. RefSeq names its product tetratricopeptide repeat domain 9C (gene ttc9c). The record is from RefSeq and is a predicted model, not a curated record. Gene Ontology annotation, molecular function: protein binding. Bases 146 to 823 code for a protein of 225 amino acids. The transcript is spliced from 4 exons. Lineage: Eukaryota; Metazoa; Chordata; Actinopteri; Siluriformes; Bagridae.
GACGCCAGGGGGCGGUAAAGUAUCUAAGCGUAACUGAAAUCUGAACACCAUAAACGAAGAACAACGAAAUUUCUAGCGCUUUAAUCACUUUUGGUUUCUUAAAUAAGAAGCGCGUUAAUAUUUAACCAACUUAGAACGUACACUGAUGGACAAUAAGGAGUCUGAUGCAGCUGAUGAUGGAGUCUCAGAGGCAGAGAGCUGCUCUGCAUCAUGGGUGCAGAGCAUGGGUGCUACUGGAGGCUCCGACUCGCAGGUGGACUCCCAGCUGUCUGAAGCCGUGCGCUUAAAAACUGAGGGUAAUGCAUUUUACCGGGGAAAAAAUGUCCGCAGUGCCAUCGGACGUUAUCACCGUGCCUUGCUUGUGCUUCGUGGUCUGGACUCAGAAGUGAUGUCAAGUCUUAAGGUCUUUAGACCCCAGUCUCCUACACUCACACCAGAGCAAGAUGAAUUGUUCAGGAGCACACAAAUUGACUGCUAUAACAACCUAGCAGCAUGCUUACUUCAGCGUGAACUUGUGGACUAUGCCCGUGUGCAGGAGUACAGUUUGAAGGUACUUCAGUGGAGGCCUGGAGAUAUUAAAGCCCUGUACAGAGCUGGAGUAGCCACCCUGGAGCUAGGAGACACUCAGACAGCUCAACAAUACCUCCUCCAGGCCAGCAGAGGGAAACCAAAUGAUGCCAAUGUGAAGAAACAGCUCCAGCGUGUGGAAGAGAGGCUCAGCAAAGACUAUGAAAAGGAGAAAGCCCUCUACAAAGGCAUGUUCAAUAAACAGAAAGAAACGGAUGAAGAGGAAACUGCAGAGGAAAACCCAAGCCAAGUAUGAGAAGCUCUGAAGCAUUGCACCAGCUGAAAGGAUAAAGAAUGGAACUGAAAAGAAGUGGCCUUACCAAAAUGUGGGAUAUCUGUUGCCCAGGGCAUGGAAUAUAAUCCCCAGUAAAGGUUUAAUGAGAGUAUCGAUAUCUUGCCAAGACUGAAUUAGAAUAUGGCCUGAGCGCUAUGACUGGGCGGUGAAAAUUAAAAGCCUUAUUAGUCCA